AUGCCCUCGAGCUCGUCCAUCUCGUCGGUCCCAACAAUCACACCCAGCCUCUUCGUCCGCGGCCAGGCAGCGACCACGACCGCCACUACGCCCGAACUCGGCGUUUCCCCCUCGAACUCGUACGUGCCUCCACCGCCUCUCGAGCGCUAUCCGAAGCUGUUCUUCACGUCAGCAAAGACGGGCGAGGGCGUGAAGGAUGUAUUCGAGUACAUAGCGCGGCGCGUCGUCGCCCGACAGGAGUACGAGGAGGCGCUUGAGGCGCGCACCAUGCACAUCCAGGAGGCGAACCAGCGUAACAGCAUCCACCUGUCUGGCCCGCCUCCGGAUAGUAGACUUGCUGCGCUAGGGGGUUCAUGUUGCGGGUCGUGA
Messenger RNA from Dichomitus squalens LYAD-421 SS1, 369 nucleotides. RefSeq lists its product as uncharacterized. The transcript has a single exon. The record is from RefSeq and is a predicted model, not a curated record. Bases 1 to 369 code for a protein of 122 amino acids. Lineage: Eukaryota; Fungi; Basidiomycota; Agaricomycetes; Polyporales; Polyporaceae.